AAGUGUCAACUGUCAAGUGAAGUGUUAAAGUUGAAAGAAAAGGAAAACGUGAAAACGUUCUCAAAUACGAAAUACAAAUAUUUUUAUUUAGCUUUUCUAUUUCUCAAACGACAUUGUAAAGUAUAAUUGCGUCAAACCGAAACAAGAAGCUAGUUGUUGUACUAAUUAUUCGAAAUCGCGGUUAAAUAAUAAUAUACAAAAAGAAAACUAACCCAAAAAAAAUAAAAUUUACAAUGUCUUCAAUCGAUUUCGAUCCAUCAAUAAAGUUGUGCUUGAAGUAUUUGCAUUCAAGCGCACUGGACUCUACAGAACAGCUACGUUUAACUCUCGAUGAUAUGAUUAGGCAGACAUAUGGGAAUUCCAAGACGCUGGGCAAUGUUUUGCCAAAGAAAUAUCUGAAUGAGGAGAAACUGGAGUCCCCUUCGCGUUCUAAACACAAGAAUGAGAAAAGUUCCAGUAGCGCGAAGACUGUGCCUAUUCCACAACAAAGUCCGCAGCAAAUACAGAUUCCUGAGAGGGAGAAUGAUGAUGGAUCUGUUAUGGAUGGGGAACUGGAGUUCGACUUUUUACAGGAAGACUUGACUUGUGUCGUUUGCAGACAAAUAGCAGUGCAGGCGGGAAACCGUUUGGUUGAGUGUGAUGCUUGCCAUGCACUGUAUCACCAGGACUGUCACAAACCAGUCAUCAGUGAUAAUGACAUGGCGACAGGCUGGCAAUGUGCAUCAUGUCUCGCAUCACAAGGCUUCACUCAGGGCUACAAAUCAACAGCAUCGAAGUCUCCUACACAUAUAUCUGGAUCAACUACACCUGUUAAAAUAUCUUCAAGCAGUUCUGCGUCCUCAUCUCCUUCAAAAGUUGUCACACCAAACAUUAAUAUAAUAUCAGCAGACAAACGGAUACAGAAUAUGAAGAAAAAAGCAGCUAAACAACAUGAGAAAAAGAAAAGCAAAUAAUAUAAUGUGUUCUUAUUAGAGUUGUCUGUCUGUAUUAAUUUUGUUCAAAAGUUAAUUAUGAUUUGAUUAACAUUACAACAUCCUCAUAACAUCAUUAUACAUAUACUUAUUCUAAAUUAAAUUUUAAACUAAUAUAAUUAUUACAACUUUAA
Molecule: messenger RNA, 1105 nt
Organism: Bicyclus anynana (squinting bush brown)
Lineage: Eukaryota; Metazoa; Arthropoda; Insecta; Lepidoptera; Nymphalidae
Gene: IntS12
Product: integrator complex subunit 12
Exons: 2
Coding region: 234-953 (239 amino acids)
Source: RefSeq, a predicted model, not a curated record